Ziziphus jujuba (common jujube) is the source of this 1398-nucleotide messenger RNA. RefSeq names its product high mobility group B protein 7. NCBI's taxonomy places the organism in Eukaryota, Viridiplantae, Streptophyta, Magnoliopsida, Rosales, Rhamnaceae. The record is from RefSeq and is a predicted model, not a curated record. Bases 391 to 1047 code for a protein of 218 amino acids. The transcript is spliced from 8 exons.
UUGUGCGCCAUCUGCUUUUCGCAUACAUUUUCAGGUUCCCGCGGGAAAUAAAUAUUUACUGUUCUCUUUUUUAAACUUCUAUUUUUACGUUUUUCACUUUACCUUAAAUUAACCGGUUUGCGCCAAAACCGUGGUGGUACAAUUUAGAAAAAGCGUACGGUUUUUCACUAACGUACACCUUCUUUUUAUUGUACACGUGAGAUAAAACCUCGUGGCGCACCUUAGCAAGCCCCACAAAAUCGAAGAAAGAAAAAAGUGAGCUCGUCUUCCACUAGUUAAUGGAAGACCCAUUCUUAAAUAAUUGCAAUUAAUAAUAUUAAAAAAAGAAGGCGGAAAAUUAAAAAGGCAAAGGAGUUGCAGAGCAUAGAGCUCAAAGUGGUGGUGCUUUUAAUGGCGAAUCGGCCAAGCACACGCAAAAGGGUCAAUGCAAUUCGUCGUGGUCCAGAUGGUAGUGCCUUUGAAAAAUGUCGAAUAUGUGAGUUGUCUGUGGCAAUUGCUCUGGCUGACAUGCAUGAGUGUGGUGAGUCUGUUAAGGACGUGAAGAGGUUCAGAGGUAUAAGUUGGAAGAGCCAAACCGUUGUAAAACAGAAUUUUUCGGAUCAACCCAGAUCGGCAUUUCGUUUUUUCAUGGAAGAAUUUGUGAAGACUUGCAAAAGUGUAGAUCCAAUUGAUGUUGACCGAGAAGGGUUUGAAACAUGGAAGAAAAUGAACAAGGAGGAGAGGGAACCAUAUGUCGCUCAAGCUUCAAAGGUGAACUUGGCUUACUGUAAAGCUUUGUUUAGAGAAGAGAAAGAUUUGCCAGAGGUUAAUGGUGAGGCAGAUUCGACAACGGUUGGAAAGUUUGAUCCUUUCGAAGAUUACUCGGGCUCUGGAUGGCACACUUAUGUUGAAGGAGAUGAAGGCGACAAUGAUGAAAGGAUUGGAAAGUUUGAUCCUUUUGAAGAUUGCUCGGGCUCUGGAUGGCACUUUUAUGUUGAAGGAGAUGAAGACGAUGAUGGUUCCUCUGAUGGUUCCGGAUGGCACACCUACGUGCCAAAUGGAGCAUGAUCAUCAUCAAUGGUUGGCUUUUUGUCGAUUUUUUUUUUUUGGGGUAAUGGGACUAUAUCUCCAUUUUUGCAAUGGUGGAGAAAAAUAAAUGCUAAUGGAAGUUUAGCCAUUACCAAUCUCUCUCAAGGCAAGUCAUUUGGCUAUUGUACAGUAACAUUAGGAGUUUUGAAUUCUGAGAAUAGCUAGUUAUUUUCCUUUAUAGAAUGCAAAAAUUACAGUGUUAGGAUGGUCAUGUGCUCUAUACAUGUAUGACUGGGGUAAAGGUGGUUGAUGAUAUUUUGAGAGGAAGCAUUUCCUCUGUAUUCUAUUCUACUAUUUCAAAAUAUUGCUUCGAAAAGUUGCAAGGUCAUG